CCGAAACCGGGCACUAGAACCGGUCACACACCGGAACCGGUCACACACCGGGCUCGUGCAGGCCCGCCGAGGAGCGGUCUCGGUGCCACCCCUUCGGGCCGGUGCCACCCCCGGGGCAGGGCCGUGCCGGUGUCCCCUCCGCGCCUGUGUCGCACCGGUGCGUGGGGCCCGGUCCCCGCCCUGCCGGUGCCGCCCCGCUGUGCACGGGGGUGUCGGGGACCGGAGCAUCCUCUGCACUUCCCACCGCAGCGCCCGCGGUGCCGCCGCAGAACGGGCCCUUUAAGAGCGGCAGCGGCUGCGGCCCGAGCUCGAACCCGCGGCGGCCCCGCACCUGCCGGGAUGGGCUUCCAGCGGAGCCACCGGCUGAACCUGCUGCGCCUCGUCGUGCUGCUCCUCGUGGCCUUGGCCGGCAUCAAGUUCCUGUUCCGUGACAGCUUUACCCUGGAGCUGCACAAGCACGUGAGCAAGGACAGCGGGUUCUGGGGGGAUGCUGGUGACACCGUGGAGGACACCGGCCCCCAGAGCCAGGUCCUGCUGCUCCCUGUGGCCAAGAUAACAGCCCCGAGGCAGGAGGCUGGGCAGCAGCAGGUCACCAGGGACAUCAGUGCCACCGAGAUGAGGCUGGUCCACCUGGACCUCAAGGGAGCUGCGCCCCGCGUCUCCUACCUGGAGCAGGUGUUCCCACUCCUGUCCCUGCUGGGAGCCAACGGCGUCCUCAUGGAGUACGAGGACAUGUUCCCUUUCAAAGGGGAGCUGGAAGUCCUCAAGUCCCCGUACGCGUACAGCGAGGAGGACAUCGAGCGCAUCCAGCAGCUGGCAGAGCUGCACAGGCUGGAGGUGGUUCCCCUGGUGCAGACCUUUGGGCACGUGGAGUUCAUCCUCAAGCACGAGAAGUACCAGCGCCUGCGGGAGGUCGAGCGCUUCCCCAACAGCUUCAACCCUCACAGCCCUGACACCCUGGCCCUGCUCAAGAGCAUCCUGGCACAGGUGAUGGAGAAGCACAAGCGCUCCACAUGGAUCCACAUCGGUGCAGAUGAGGUCUUCCAUCUCGGGGAGGGGAUGGACUCCAAGAACUGGAUGAGCCACAACAAGGGCGACACGGGGACCAUGUACCUGAACCACAUCAAGGAGGUGCUGGGCUUCAUCACCACACAGUACUGGGGGCUGCGGGUGCUCAUGUGGGAUGACAUGCUGCGGAAGAUCAGCGUGGGAGCCCUGCAGGAGUCUGGGAUAGCCAAGCACGUCUCUCCUGUGGUGUGGUUCUAUGCACCCGACUUUGAGGCCGAGCAGCUCGUGCCGUUCCUCACCAAGUACGCGGAGAGCGGCUUCGAGGCCGUGUGGUUCGCCAGCGCCUUCAAGGGCACCACGGGACCAGCGCAGGCCUGGCCCCCGCUGAGCUUCCACCUGAGGAACCACCUGAGCUGGCUGCGGGUGAUGGAGGCGCUGCCCCAGCUGGCCCCGCUGCGCCUCCAGGGCAUGGUCCUCACGGGCUGGCAGAGGUACGAUCACUUCUCGGUGCUCUGCGAGCUGCUGCCUGUUGGAAUCCCCUCGCUGGCCAUCUGCCUGCAGACCCUGGUGACCGGGGGAUUCACGGAAGAGACAAAGAGGAAGGUCCUGGAUGUGCUGGGCUUCGAGAGCAUGCAGCUGGAGCAGAGCACAUGCGAGGGCAGGGGAGUGUUCCCCGGCGCAGAGAUCUACCACAUGGUUGAGCAGGUUAAUGGCCACCUGAAGGAGAGCAUCCAUAAAGCCCUGGAGGAGGAGAGUGCCAUCAAGGGCUGGUUCAGCCCCUACCAUCGGAAGCACCAGUUUGGUAACCCCCGAAACAUGGAGAGCUUUGGCAGCAAGGUGCUCAAGCUCCAUGAGGACUGGGAGAGCUUCAUCCGUGACCUGCGCACCCACUUGGAGAGGGUCUAUUACCCCGACACGGUGGAGGAGUGGAUGGAGGAGAACGUCAACCCCUACCUGGACCAGCUGCGGGACCUGGUGCGGGACUACCGGGCCAUCAUCCGCCUCAAUGCCCGGCCCAAGGCCACAUAGGGACCACUGAAACCCCCCCCCCGGGCUCCCACUGCCCCCCCCGUGAUGGGUUUUGGGGCCACGUCGCGUGUGUGCG
This is a messenger RNA of Neopsephotus bourkii (Bourke's parrot), 2113 nucleotides long. RefSeq names its product hexosaminidase D-like. Lineage: Eukaryota; Metazoa; Chordata; Aves; Psittaciformes; Psittacidae. Bases 340 to 2037 code for a protein of 565 amino acids. Gene Ontology annotation, biological process: carbohydrate metabolic process. Gene Ontology annotation, molecular function: hexosaminidase activity. The record is from RefSeq and is a predicted model, not a curated record. The transcript has 14 exons.